This is a messenger RNA of Penicillium macrosclerotiorum, 2136 nucleotides long. Its product is annotated as putative salicylate hydroxylase. The transcript is spliced from 5 exons. The record is from RefSeq and is a predicted model, not a curated record. Bases 1 to 2136 code for a protein of 711 amino acids. Gene Ontology annotation, molecular function: monooxygenase activity; lyase activity; FAD binding. Lineage: Eukaryota; Fungi; Ascomycota; Eurotiomycetes; Eurotiales; Aspergillaceae.
AUGACGCUUAAAGAAAUCAACGGAGAAAGCGCGCCAGGCCUUCGCAUCUUAAUUGUCGGAGCUGGUAUUGGUGGGUUGACCGCAGCAAUUGCUCUACGUCAGCAAGGACACUAUGUACAGCAGAACUAUAUAGAGCCCGGUGAACUAACGUCAUCCAAGCUAUUCGAGCGAUCACGGUUCGCCAACGAAAUCGGCGCUGCCAUUCACUUGUCGCCGAACGCUAACGGCGUCCUGAAACGACUUGGAAUUGAUGUGACCAAGUUUGGAGCCGUUGAGGCUGAAUGGUUGCGCGAAUACACACCUACGGGAGAGCCUGUGCAUAGCACCCAAGUCAAAGAGCAUGCGGACAUGUGGAGACACCGUUGGCUACUAGUCCAUCGAGCUCACUUCCAUGAAGGACUCAAGGCAGCCGCCCAAGCCCCCGGCCGUGGUCAUCCUGCUUCUCUGCACACCGCGAGCAAGGUUGUUGAUGUUGAUCCCCACAAUGCGACAGUGAGCCUGGAAAAUGGCGAGGUGAUCGAGGGCGAUGUUGUUAUUGGAGCGGAUGGCGUUCACUCGUUGACGCGAACCAAGCUCAGCCAAGACAUUCAGCCGUUUAGUUCGGGCAAGAAUGCGUUCCGUUUCCUUAUCACCCGGAAGCAGGCUCUUGACGAUCCGGAGACGAACAGCAUUGCGCGGGACUUUGGAGCUGUCGAUAUGUGGGAUUCUUCAGAUCGCCGAGUGGUUAUCUACCCUUGCUCCAACAACGAACUGCUCAACUUCGUUUGCAUUCAUCCGGACUCGAUGACAACAAUUGAUGCAAGCGGUGACUCUUAUAAUCAGCAGAUUGGUAAAGACACCUUGCUGGAAGUCUUCAAGGACUUCAACCCUCAAGUCCGCAAGCUGCUAGAGAAGGCAGACCCCCAGACCCUGAAGCUAUGGCCGCUGCUGGAUAUGAACACGAUGCCGACAUGGGUAGAGGAUCGACUGGCUGUCCUGGGCGAUGCUGUUCAUCCCUUCCUGCCGUAUCGUGCUUCUGGCGGUGCCAUGGCAAUUGAAGACGCAGUCUCUCUGGCUGUGAUGUUGGGACGUGGUGUUGCUCGUCAAGAUAUUCCUGAAAGACUCACAUUGUACCAGAAGGCUCGCCAUGGGCGCGCAACUCUCAUUCAAGAGAUGACUCGCGAGUCAUCUCAAUUGCUCUCUCCAGAAAAAGCCAUGAGCAUGGUCGGCUAUAUCUACGGCCAUGAUGAGUUUGACCACUCCGCUCAGGUACUGCGCAAGCACCUCUGGUCCAAGAAUCCGCAUAUGUACUGGCGUCAGCCCAUCGUUUUCGGACCUAUGCCUGGCCCUCGACAGGACCACAUGGGCAAUGAUCGGGCUUUGAAAUCGCUGGAGUCUACAUUCAUGACUGCGUCCAUUAAAUUCAAGACCAGCCGAACCCUAUUACAGAACUUAUUCCCAUCCGACCGAUUCAGUUUCAUUUCUCCGAGCACCGUGGCUCGGGCUAGCUUCUCUCAGACCACCCUGAAUGGCAUGGACUGGCUUGGGGGCGGCGGUUACCGACACAUCGGCCUGUAUAUUCACGGAGUGCAAUACAAGAAGGAGAACGGCGAAGUUCUGAAAGGAACCUACAUGCCGAUCUUGUUUGAGAGUCUUGCCGACCCCAUCGUAUCUGGCCGCGAGGAGCUCGGCAUGCCCAAGCUCUACACUGCCAUUGAUAUUCAUGAGCGGAACAGCUCGUACCGCCUCCAGACUAGCUGGCAGGGCGCGGUUUGGGGGCACUUCGAGUUCGAGGAUCUCGAGGAUCAGGACCCGGCAGCCGACAAAGGUACUAUCGGCGGCGAGGAUGACGAUGGCAUCCUGGUGUAUCGUUACAUCCCAAAGGUUGGAAGGUCCACCAAGGGCGAGCCCGAGGCCGAGUAUCCUGUGUUUGUCCCUCACGCCUCCGAGUCCAAGGUGGUGCCGUCCAAGGUAACGAGAUUGCGCCGGACGAAACAUGCAAAGGUUAAUAUUGAUGGGCUUGGAUGGGACGCGUUGCCCACCCUGCACCAUGUGGUGUCUCGCCUGGCCGAGAUCCCCAUUGAUGAGAUCAUCGAUGCAAAGAUCACAGAAGGGCGCGGCGUUCCUGAUGUUUCGAGUGCUAUGCGCAUUGAAUAA